This is a messenger RNA of Sphaeroforma arctica JP610, 489 nucleotides long. RefSeq lists its product as hypothetical. The transcript has a single exon. The record is from RefSeq and is a predicted model, not a curated record. The annotation marks the transcript as partial. Lineage: Eukaryota; Ichthyosporea; Ichthyophonida.
ACCCAUUUAAGAUAACUUAGUUUUAGGUACUUUUAAGAGUACGUUUAUAUACAAGAUUCUAACGUGGAGACCCGGCUAUUACAACACUACAAUGAACAUGAACACACAGAACAGUCAAUGACUUCUGGUCACUAUCAAAGGGCACGAGCAGCAAGAAGGAGUCUACGCACACAAGUGAGCCCGAGUCGUACACACAGGAGAAAGUACAAGUCGUACCUAAACAAGCACACACGAUGCCAGUAUUAUUUCACAACAGAAUUUGUAUCAGUAGCAAAAGACGUGUUUGCGAGUACCACCAACAUGUCAUUGAGACAUUCCGUAUCGCUAGUACAGAAGCUACUAAAGCAGACUGACGCAACGGAAGUGUCGCGAACAACACUCAAUAAUAUGCGCAGAUCCAAACAACUCUGGAAAGACUUCACCGACGUUAAAAGGCUAAUAUUAAUCAUCGACAACUUGCGCAGAACUUCAAUAGACUAUCGCGGAGAA